Molecule: messenger RNA, 1104 nt
Organism: Kickxella alabastrina
Lineage: Eukaryota; Fungi; Kickxellomycota; Kickxellomycetes; Kickxellales; Kickxellaceae
Exons: 1
Coding region: 1-1104 (367 amino acids)
Source: RefSeq, a predicted model, not a curated record
AUGUUUUUCAGCGGAUUCCCGAUGAACAGUUACACCAGUAUCAACGAUAUGCCUCCAGCCGACUGGUGCAUGACCACGUUGCAGACCCUCUCGAACAAGUACGAACAUCUCGCCGACAGCCGCAAGGUCAACCCGCCCUUUGCUGAGGCCGUCCUCAACAGCUUUAAGUCCAAGCUUCUCAAUCUUGUCUCUGCCCAGGCCUUCUACGAUUCGGAGGACAGCAGUGAGGCCGAGGCCGAGUGGCCGCUGGGUGGCGACAACUAUCUGACCAUUGCCCCCCUGUCUAUCAUAGAGCCACUGGCAGCGCAUGUGUCCUACGCUAAGGACUCUGAGGAAGCUGAAGGUGACAUGGCUACCGGCCUUCUCUCGCCAUCCCCGUCGCCCACGAGCGCCGUCGGCACUGGCUCAUACCUCGAUGCCUGCGACUUGGCCGCCACCGUCGAGUACUCUGAAAACAAUAUUGCCCUUGGUGCCGAUGACGCUGUGGUUCUGCCACCGAGCAUCGAGGAGGCGCUCCGCCGCUUCCUGGCCAACACCAACAACCAGGACCUGAGCAAUACGUUCACGACUUUUGCCGAUGCCGAUACUACUGCCGCCGCCGUUGACUCUAGCAACGACGACGGAGAUGACGACAAUAGCGAUGCUCAAAUUUCUGACUUGGAUAACACCUCUGACUCGUCAGAUUCUCUUGAAUCACCCGAAUCGCCGUGCUCUCCCGAGGAGCCUCUAGACUAUCUGCCGGUUACCGACGCUGUUGACGUUUUUGUCAAGGGAUAUGCUGUUAACGGUGGCUGGGAGCUUGUCCAGAGCCCGCUGUGCGCCCUCGACAACAACAAUGACAACAACAAAGAGGACGCCCUUUUGCCAUGCAAGCGCAAGCGCUGCAAGAACUCUGAGGAGCUGGAAGAGGCUGAGCAAAACGCUGCAAGCGGCCGCCAGACGCAGCUUCCGCGCAAAAAGCUGCUACCUCUCUCGCCACGCAAGCGCUCUCGUUCCGUGCCUCAGGGUGACACUGCCGCUGUGCCCAUCGCAAAGAACUCUGUUGAGGCUUCGUUGACGGUUGUCACAACUGCUGAGAAGCAGGCUGCCACUGCGACUGCUUAG